This is a messenger RNA of Orcinus orca (killer whale), 11258 nucleotides long. It is a transcript of the gene COX7A2L, whose product is annotated as cytochrome c oxidase subunit 7A-related protein, mitochondrial. Gene Ontology annotation, biological process: mitochondrial electron transport, cytochrome c to oxygen; regulation of oxidative phosphorylation; mitochondrial respirasome assembly. NCBI's taxonomy places the organism in Eukaryota, Metazoa, Chordata, Mammalia, Artiodactyla, Delphinidae. Bases 16 to 438 code for a protein of 140 amino acids. The record is from RefSeq and is a predicted model, not a curated record. The transcript has 6 exons.
ACAGGCUCAGCGGCCAUGGCUCACGGGCCCAGGCGCUCCGCGGCAUGUGGGAUCCUUCUGGACCGGGGCACAAACCCGUGUCCCCUGCAUCGGCAGGCGGACUCUCAACCACUGCGCCACCAGGGAAGCCCCUGCUUUACUAUUUUUUUAAACAUCUUUACUGUAGGAUUAAGGCCUGUGGUUUCCACAGAAGCACCGCCUAUCAUAUUUGCCACACCAACUAAACUGAGUUCCAAUUCUACUGCAUAUGAUUAUGCUGGGAAAAAUAAAGUUCCAGAGCUGCAGAAGUUUUUCCAGAAAUCCGACGGUGUGCCCAUCCACCUGAAACGAGGCUUGCCUGACCAAAUGCUUUACCGGACAACCAUGGCGCUGACUGUGGGAGGGACCAUCUACUGCCUGAUCGCCCUCUACAUGGCAUCACAGCCCAGAAACAAAUGAGUUAGGCUGCAGAGGACUGGUUUGCUUUUUAGCAUAAAUCCUUUGAAUUUUCAUUUUUCAUUAUUUCUGUAAAAAAAAUUUUUUUUUUUAACUUGAAUGGCCUACUUAACAUUCUUCAAGAAAAACAAAUUAAGACAGUAUUUUGGUUUGUUAUGAAAUGCACAUGGCCUGGCAGAACUCAUUCGACAGUUAAAACUAUUGUUUAAAGAAAUGCUGCUGCUCUCUGCAUUUGGGCUUCUGAUUUCCCUGGAGGUUCUGAAUGAAGGUUACACACAGUCUCAUUAUGGCAGUCUGUGCUGAGGUCCUUGGGGACUUUUGGUGGAGUUUUGAGCUUGGGAUGGAGAAGCCUUUUUGGAUUUGGAUGUGACUGAGGAAGGAAAACAAGCUAAGGCCAGGCACAUGAGAUGAGAGAUUUUGAGUUAGUAGUCACGUUGGGGAUUUUUCCAUCCUGCAGUAAAAUGUUAAUAGAGAUUAUUUGCAGUCUGCCUCUGUUCAUUGGGCAGUUUGUUUCAAAGGGUUAUUUGCGUCAUCUCAGAUCUUUAGUGAAAUUUUAUGUGUAAUUGCUAUGUAUUUAUUCCACCAUGGGAACAGAGAACACCUGUUUAGUGUUGCACUUUAGACCAAUGUCUGUUUUAUUAAUACAGCUGUGACACAAAUUCUCCUUUACCUUUUAAAAAUGUUAUGGCUUUAAAUUAUGAUUUAUUUUAAUUGUGGAAUAAAUACAUGAAUGAAAAAAUCUCAAGUUUGAAGUCCUUUUAAAUAAGCUUUCAAAAUAAUUUCAGAACGUACCAGAGGCAUCUUAAACCCGAGUCUAAUUUCUUUCUUUUUAAUUAGACACUAGAUAAUCUUUACAAAACGGUUCCUCAAAGUCAAGUAAUAGGAGGCGAAUGGCAUAUUCGUGAUUACCGUAUGGUUCCUUAUAAGAAACUGCCUUACCCCUUAGUGAAAUGUGCGUGUAGCACACAGUUCAUUUAGACAGUAAUUUCCUGUGUUGUCACAAUUGGUAGACUUCACAUACCCUGUAUUAAUGCUGGAAAAAGGUGGAAUUUUAUUAUAUAAAGUGGUGGUCUGUAUUUUGCCAUAGCAAAGAACAGUAACCUCUUACUGAAGAUAAAAUACGGCGUGUGAAAAGUCAGUAUCAUUCUCACAGGCUAGGAAACCCUUAUUUGUCUGUACAAGUCUAAACUUCCUUGGUAUUUCCCCCAAGUUUUUAUUUUGAGAAACUUCAGAAUACAGAAAGAUUGUAAGAAUAGAACAAUAUAUCCCUGUAUGUUCUUCACUUAGAUCACCAGUUAUCAAUAUAUUGUCCACUUUGCUUUUUCUUGCUCUCUCAAACACAGGCACACAUAAUAUAUGUACAUAAUACACACACACACACACACACACACACACACACACACAUUUGGUUUUUGCUGAAUCAUUUGAGAUUAAGCUAUGGAAUUGUAAUUCAGCCAUAAAUACUUUAGCCAGUAUCUCCUAAAAAUAAGGACGUUUAGUUAUCAUGUCCCUUUAGUCUCCUUUUAUCAAGAAGAGUCCCCACUGUCCUCCAUGACAUUGACCUAUUUGAAAAAUUCAGGGUAGUGUUUUGUAGAACAUCCUUCGAUUUGGAUUUGUCUUACUGUCUCAUGAUUGGAUUCAGGUUGAGCAGUUUAGUCAGGAAUUCUCUGUAUAUGGUGUGGUGUUCUUAUUGUAUCAGGUGGCACUUGGUACCAGUUCGUCCCAUUAUUGGAGAGUUGAAGUUGGUUAACUUAAUUAAGAUGUUGUCUGCCUUGUAAAGAUACCCUUUCCCCUUUGUAAUUAAUAAGUAAUCUGUAGGGUGAUAUUUGAGACUGGGAAUAUCAUGUCCUCAGUGGUUUUGUACCCAGUGUUAGUGUUCCUUGGUGAUUCCUGAUGGAAUCAUUUAUUACUAAGGUGGUUGUAAAAAAGUGAUUUUCUAAUUAUUAUUGUUGAUGUAUCUCAGUGAAGAGGAGUACUCCCGUUUUAAGAGGUUUUAGUGUAAUUUUCUCAUUCAAGGUAAUAACCACCCAUGCCAUUGUUCAUGCUGAUUCUCAUAUUUGGCCCAAAUUUGGCUUCCGUGUCCCACUGACAGUCUUUGAGCAGUUUCUUACUUUCUGACACACAGAAUGCUGUCCACGUUUACCUUGUAUUUUCUCUACCCCAGUUUCUUCUGUUCACUUUCAGGUAUGUUCUGUUCAUAUAUAUAGAUGCAUUUUCCUUCUCUGUCUGUUUUAUUUUUGCCUAACUGAUACUGUACAUUCCUACUACUCAUAGUUUGGAGAUUGUUCUCUAUCUCAUUUUUCUGCAUUGUAUUCCAUUUUAUGAAUACCCCAUAAUUUAACUAGUCUCCUUUUUAAAAAAUUUUUUUUAAUUUAUUUAAUUUUUUUUUUUUUUUUUUUAAAUUUUUGGCUGCGUUGGGUCUUCGUUGCUGUGCGCAGGCUUUCUCUAGUUGCGGCGAGCAAGGGCUACUCUUCGUUGUGGUACACCGGCUUCUCAUUGCUGUGGCUUCUCUUGUUGUGGAGCAUGGGCUCUAGGUGAGCGGGCUUCAGUGGUUGUGGCACGUGGGCUCAGUAGUUGUGGCUUGCGGGCUCUAGAGCGCAGGCUCAGUAGUUGUAGCCCACAGCCUUAGUUGCUCCACGGCAUGUGGGAUCUUCCCGGACCAGGGCUCGAACCCGUGCCCCCUGCAUUGGCAGGCGGAUUCUUAACCACUGCACCACCAGGGAAGCCCCUAACUAGUCUCCUUUUGAUGGUUAUUUAGUCUUAAAUUUUUUGCUUUUACAAACACUGCCUUAAACAUAUCUUCUUUACAUGUCAUUUUACAUAUUGCUGAAUGUAUUUGUAGAAUAAUUUCUAGAAGUGAGACCUUUUUUUUUUUUUUUUUUUUUUUUUUUGCGGUACGCGGGCCUCUCACUGAUGUGACCUCUCCCAUCGUGGAGCACAGGCUCCGGACGCGCAGGCCCAGCGGCCAUGGCUCAUGGGCCCAGCCGCUCUGCGGCAUGUGGGAUCCUCCCGGGCCGGGGCACGAACCCGUGUCCCCUGCAUUGGCAGGUGGACUCUCAGCCACUGCGCCACCAGGGAAGCCCUAGAAGUGAGACUUUUAAGGCAGAGAGAAUGUGUAUCUCUAACUUUGAUAGCUAUUCCUCACUGUGAGAGAUGGUGUGGAUGUACAAUCCUAUUUAGCCAUGAUGAGGGUGCCUGUUCCUCCUCACCUUUGUCAGCCAAAUGCAUUGUCAAACUUUUUCAUCUUUGCCAAUCUGGUAAUGAUAAAAUGUCUUUGGUUUAAAUUGUCUUUCCACUGUAAUUAGUGAUGUUGAAUAUCUUUCUUUAAUUUAAAAUUUAUAUUUAAAAAUUUAAAAAUCUUUCUAUUUUUAAAGGUAAAAUAUAUUUCCUUUUUUGUGAACUAUCUAAUCAUGUACUUGGCCUCCUUGUUUCCAGGUACUUUUUGAUAAUGCUGUAAAUGUUAUUGGUCCAUCAGGCCGAAUUCCUCAGAAGCACUCUACUGACUCGUCUGAGCCAAACGUCUUCUGAUUGCAAGUCUCAGAAAUUCAUUAAAACCAGCCAAUGCAGAAAGGGGGAUUUUCUAGAAUCUGAGUGGAGCUGGGCCACAAGGCCUACCUUUGGGACCAAGUCGGGGUCCUGUUCACUGAGCACCAGAAGGAAUUGCACCAGGGGAAGUAGGCCGCAGCUGCAGAGGACAGCUGGGCAUAUUUUCCUGCAUGAUUGUGGAUGUGAGGUGUUAUGAACAAGAGUCUCUAAGCCAACCCAGGAUUUCUCAAGAUGGAUCACUCACUCCAGGCCCCCAGAACUCAGGAGGCAGGGAGAGGAGAUCUGCUUUCUUCAGCUUCAGGUCCGGACAGAGGUCAGAGGUGCUGACUGUACCCUUAUUUGUGUGUCUUGGGAAUGGGAAUGUGCGGGGGUUGCUUGCCGGUCUUUGCUGAGCUUGUGCUGUGCUCUGGGCCUAGAAGAAGCUCAUAGUGGUCUGGGAUCUGGACCAGAUGCUGCUAAAAACAGAAGGGGCAGCCUGACUCCACUUGGGAAGAUGGUCAUGCCUCAGGCUUCAGACCCAGGAGCGCCUCGGGUCUGUUUUUUCCUAGUGGUGCCAGGCGACCUGGCCAUGUCUGAGCUGGGGCUUGAAGUCAAGUUGGCUCUUCUCUUUCCUGGUGCCCCAGCUCCCUGGGCUGUCUCUGACUCCUGAUGAGUUUUCUGGCCUUCCCUUAUGGGCCAUCAGGUGCCCUGUUGUCUUUUCUCACAGGGCUUUUCCGUGAGCAGAUCUGGGGUUACCUGAGGAUUGGCACCCCAUCUCCCUAGCAGACUGGGGACUUGCCCCGUCUUCACCGUCAGGAAGCUUUAACAGCAUGUACCAUUCAUUCCGUAAUUGCUGCGUGCCAGAUUCUGUGUUGGGCAGUAGAGACCAGAGAGAGGUGAUGCCGUCCUUGGUCCCCGAGGUCAGAGAAUGAUGGGCACAACCAAAGUGCAACAGAACUGUCCAGAGGCAGGGCCAGGGUCCAGGAAGGCCAAGGAGUGGCAGGGACACCCUCAGAGGGGACACUGUGGGAAUUGCAUAGUGAUGCGUCAGGAGUUUCCUGCUAAAUACAGUGGGGAAGGGCAUUUGGCCUGAGGGAAAGGUACUUGCUGAUGUGUGAGAGGAGGUGGGGGAGAGGCAGGCUCAGGCCAGGGGCCGGGCCAGAGCGGGCUUGGACUCUAGUCGGUAAGCAAGAAGGGUAUGUGUUGGGAUGGCCACAGAAUCCAGUGUUCUUUUGGUUCUUUUGAAUCCAUGGUGCCAAUAUGGAGGACAGAUUGGAGGGGAAAAAGACUCGCAGCCUUGGGCUAGUUAAGAGUUAUAACAGUUCAUUUGAGAGAUGAUGAGAGCCUGGGGACCAGUGGCAGCGGUCAUGGAGAGAGAGGCGUGAAGCCCAGGGAUGUUAAGAAGGCAGAGUGAACACAGCCUGACGCUUAGUUGGACAUCAGAGGUCAGGGUGAGGCAGGCUUCUGGGUGCUCCCGGGAUGACUCAGCCUGGCUCCUGGGUGAGUGGAGGUGCAGGACUGGGGGGGUCAACAGGGCAGGGCACGUAUGGAAAACAGUGGAUUGCCUGUGAGCCCUCUAGGCAAGGAAUUCCAGUCAGCAGUUGUGUCUGGAGAUAAGCCCAGGGGUCUGGACUGGAGGUAGGAACUUGAGAGGUGGCAGGACGCAGGGGCAGUGGAAGCCUGGGGUCUGCUACAUUGUUAGGAAGUGUAUGAAUGUGAGGAAAUAGAAUGGGGGAAAUACCAGUAUUUCAGGAGCAGGUGGAGAGGAUAAGAGCUUGUGAUGGCUCCUAGGGUCUAAGAACGUAAGGAACACAGACAUCAUGUUGAGUGAAAGAAGCUGGACACAAAAGAGAGCACAGCCUGUGACUGCCUUUAGACAGAAGCCACAGCUGGGCAGAGCCAAUCCAUGGCGAUAGAGGUCAGACCAGAGGGGCGUACUGACAGGAGGGCACCACAGGGCAGGCUUCCGUGCCGGGAACGUGCAGCUCUUCAUCUGGGUGGGUGUGUACACGUGUAGGCAGAUAGGCAGAUACCCUGAGAUGUCUGCACUUUAAGUUAUACCUAAAAAAAAAAAAAUCUUUAAAAACUUCAGAAAGAAGGGAAGGAAGAUGGAAGUGUAGGGGAGGAAAAGUAAUUUUCCUUCCACCCUGUGAGUUCUUGGCUGAGACCCCUGUAGUAAAGGACAGAUAAACAAGAGACAAACAAACAGAAGUUUACGAACACAUAUACCUCGUGUACAUGGGAGGUACUCAGGGAAAAAUGAGCAACUCCCCAAGUGGGCUUAAAAUUCAGGCUUAAAUACCAUCUUAGUAGGGAAAAGGGAGGGAGGGAGGCCUCCUAGGGGAGAGUGCAUGAUUUUUAGGGAAGAUGAAGGACCCUUAGAAUGGUGGAUGGGAGGUGUGAUGGUUUGUGACAAGUGUGUCUGGGUGUGGUGUGGACUCCAGUCUCCUCUCCUGGGAUGAGAGUCAAUCUCCCUUGGUUGAUGAAGCUCCUGGGAGGGGAUUUUUUUUUUUUUUUUGCGGUACGCGCGGGGCUCUCACUGUUGUGGCCCCUCCCGUUGCGGAGCACAGGCUCCGGACGCGGACGCGCAGGCUCAGCGGCCAUGGCUUACGGGCCCAGCCGCUCCGCAGCAUGUGGGAUCUUCCCGGACCUGGGCACGAACCCGUGUCCCCUGCAUCAGCAGGCGGACUCCCAACCACUGUGCCACCAGGGAAGCUCCAGGGAGGGGAUCUUUGACAAUUGAGUUCCUUUUGGAGCAUCUGUCUUUAGGCAGAUGGGGAGCUCAGAGAAAGCCUCUCAUUGGAUUGGCUGUUUUUCAGGUGCCUACAGCUCAGAAUAAUCAACAUACCAAAGUGGCAUAUUUGGGGCCGGCAUAUUCUGCUGCUCUUCAGAAGGAAGAUGGAAGGAAGGAAAGAAGGGGAAAUAAGGAAGGAGGAAGGGUGGAUGGAGGGAAGAAAGAAAGAAACCUGAAGCCGGUGGUGCCUGGCAGGAGAGGAUAGGGUUUUCAAGAAAGAGGAUGUGACCAGUGUCGCUCACACGCCCAGAGAUCAAGCCCUGGGCUAGCUCCAUAGAGUGACCUGGAGGCUGCCCUCCCAGUCCUCCCAUGGUCACUAGAGUGUGUCCCCAGCGCUGCGGAAUGAGUGGCAUAGAACAGACCCUAACAUUGAAUCAGAACAGGGAGGGCAUACCUGAGAAAUCUCCCGUGCUUGGGUCAUAGUUCCCAGCAGUGCAGAUGGCCCCUCUGGUUUCCUGAGUGUCCUCCCAGGCAAAUCCCGGUGUUGAAAUUUGAUAACGUUUAAUAAAAAAUGUUAUUAUCUACUAUAAUUUAAAAGAACUUCCUUCUGUUUCAGUGUGAGGGUUUCCCAUAGAAACCACUUCAGCCUGGGCGGCUGUGAAUGGCGGCUUUAUUAACAGAGCCAUCUGCAGGCUUUCCUAACAAUCUGUCGCCCUGCUUAUGGCUUCCAGUGCAAACAUUGUUUAUUGUGAUGUAGGCCUCAGCCUGUCACCCGUCACCUGGAGGGGGAGAGCCUUCCCUGCACCCCGAGGCAAGAACAGCUCAUCUGCUUCCCUCGAGCCCCUUGGACGCAGGGCCCUCGCAGAGCAGGGGCGGGCAGAGCCCUCGAGCUCAUCAGGAGGUCUCUCCCCUGAGAAUCAGAUGCUCCCGGUGGGCAAACCCUUACUCUCUUUCAGACGGAGACCGGGGAGACGGGGCCUAAACUUACCUAAACCCACAGUGAAACAUGCCCUUUUCAUUGCAGCCUUAGGUUUUUUAUGUCAGAUACCUGACUUGCCCUCACGGAAGGGCUGACUCACCUUCAAGUGGGACUGGUAUGAGAGAGACCUCACCAAUGCUCCAGGGGCCUGAGGGCUGGAAGCUAACACAUUCUUUUGAGAGAAAAGGGACUCUUGGCUCAGCUCAGAAUUAAUUCAUCUUUUAAAUGGAAAUGUCAAAGCCUGGCAAGCACUCCUGCUCAUGAUUCUGGUGCUGAGAUAUUCAUGGGCAGCAAACAGUAGGCCACAUGAAAAUGGAUUUUGCCAGUGAAACCAGAGGGGACUGUCGCUCUCAAAGGAGAAAGCCUGAUCACCUAAUCUCAAUUCUGCCGCAGUUUCACCAGGGCCUGCUAUAUAGUGGAAUUCUUCUUUUUCUUGUCAUUUUAUUACUUCUGAGUAAGGGAAGGUGAUUUAGCCCAAGCACCUGAGGCAAGGCGGCCGUGGGGCGGCUUCAGGAGAGCAUUUCCAAGAAAGGGAGUGAGCAUCAGUGACACUCAAAGCAGUCAGAAGGGGAAGCCAGUGAGGACCCAGGAGGAGGCCUCGAGAAGGGGUGCAGAAUGCCCAGCGAAGGGGAGGACUCCUCUGGCUGCAGGGGUAAUGCACUGGCUGCUUCUUGGGGGGCAAGCAGGUAAAGCCUCUGUGUUCCCAGACACACCUCUGACCAGCGCCCCUCCCUUGCCUGGGGCUCCUCCAGGCCCACACUCAGCUAGGAAGUCUCGCACAGACCCCGUGGGGGCAGAGAAGUGGCAGGGAAAGCUGCAGGGAGCGCUGUUUCACAUCAGCAGUGUUUUAUUUGAUCAUAGAUGGAGUACCUCAAGUGCACGAGGACAAAUUUUAUUUAAAAAUUUUUGUUGUAUUAAGGCCCAUAUUUGUUUCCAUAUUCCUUUCAAAAGCAUAAAAGAGAAGGGAGUUUCUAUAUCAUUAUUUAAAAAAAACUUAUUUUGAAAUAAUUAUAGACUUAGAGGAAGUUUAAAAAGAGAGACUGGUGAACCCUUCCCUCAGCUUCCCUCAGUGGUGACAUCUUAUAUAAUGUGUAGUUUUAUGUCCAGGAAAUGUUCAUUGGUACAACAGAGCCAUGCAGACCACAGACCUUAAUCAGUAUCCACCAGUUCUGCCUGCAUUCCUGUGUGCGCUUGUGCAGUUCUGUGCGAUUUAGUCCCGCUUAUAGAUUCGUGUAAUCACCACCACAACCAAGAUGCAGCCUGUUCAUCAUCACAACGGAACCCCCGUGCUGCCCCUCUGUAGUGACAUCCCCUCCCCUCCGUCCCUGUCCCCUGGCAACCACUAGUCUGUUCUCUAAUGUUGCUGUUUCAAGAAUGUUAUAAAUGGAAAUGUACAGUUGGUAAACUUUCCAGAUUGGCUUUCCAGGAUCCAUGCUCCGUGAGGGUAGGGCCUGCAUCUUUUCAUUGCUGGAUUCCACGCUGAGCCCAGUACAGUUUGCACAUGUACCCGAUGAAACAAUGACUCCUAGUCUCAUACAAAUUCGCCGGGUUCAGACUGGCUACCACUUUGAAGGUGUUGGCAGCACAAUACGUUUUUACUGUAGAGUGAGUGAAGUCUGUAGAAGGAAGAGGCCCUGCCCUUCCUGGUCAUCCGACUUACACAGUUGCGUUAACCGAGAGAGAGUUCUGCAGCUGAUGCGGUAAGAGAAUGCCAGCUUCUGGUUUCCCUGCUUCCAACCAGGUCUCCAAGUCAGCCCGACCCAGUGUUGGCUGAAUGGGCAUCACUGUGCUGAGAUGGGCUCCAGAGUACGCUUUGACCCUUCCCAGGAUGCACUAUGGCUUGGUGGAACAUCAGGAAUGAAAUGGGAUGACCAGAGAAUGUCGUUCUCCUCGUGUAAGUGGAAGAGGCUCCAGCUUUCCAAGUUAUAACACACGAAGUCCUGGCGUGGCAGUUAUCUGGGUAAGUGAACGCAGGCCUGUUCCUGAACCUCUCCAGCCCGCCCCUUGCCCACAGGGCAACACACCCCUUGUCACUGCGAGCUGGGGUGUCUGGGGGUGCACUGGCCACACGGGGACUCCUCCAGCAACAGCUCUGCUCCGCUCCACCCAAGUCCUGAACACAUGCUCUUCAGCCCUGUCUCCUUUGUCCUAAAAACAUGUCCUUGUCCUAAACUCUCAUUGUAGUUCCACCUUUAAGCUAGAAACCUAGUUCCUUAUAGAAGUUACACUAACAAACACCUCAAUAUGUCCAAGAUCUAAUUCAUCAUUAUUUCCCCAUAGAGGUUCCUUUUUUGGAUCUCCUUUUUCAUUAAGAAGAAAAAUCAUAUUGUUUAGUGGGUUGGUUCUGGUGUCUGUCAGCUGUUUUGUCUCUGAAUUCUUGAAAGAAGAAUUCCUGCCCCAAGACAGCAUCUCACAGGUUAGUAUAUGCGAGUGGCUGUGAACAUAUAUUCAUAGUUAACAAGGAUGAAUAAGAUGAUGAUGAAAACCCCAUCAUUUCCAUGACUGUAAAACUGGGAAUGUAUGGGGUACUCUUAGUCUAAUGCUUCAUAAAGAAAAAUUUGUAGCAGCUAAUUUAUGGUUGCGGUGUACAGAGGAUGUGUCACUAAGCAACACGGGAGAGAUGGCGAAAGCGGGACGCUGAGUUCAAGGGCUUCUGGCAGGCUACACCGGGGAGGCAGGCAGUGGAGGCGGGUCAGGCAGGUAACCAGGAUCACUAGGAUUACCUAACAAACACUGGAGAGAGUGUAGACAUGAAAUAAAUUAAAACAAAAGCUACUCCCUAUUAAAUGGAAGCAUAAAUGAGAAGUAAUUUCCUCUAACAUUAUGAGAUGGAGUCUGUCACUCCAGAAUAGCUGUAUCCAUAGCAGUGGCAGUGGUCAACUGAUAAAUGUGUCCUUCUGAACUGUCACGUCUUCUGAUGAUUGGACAGUCACGGAAACUAGCAGCAUAAAUGAAAAAAGACUCAAGACACGUUUGGAGAGACAGAUGAAACAUUUUAUUUUUUAAUCUUCAAAAUCUUCUGCCAUAAGACAGGAAUGCAUGAUAGAAAUGGCUCAACAUCUUCACAUGAAACACUUGGAUUCAUUUUCAUUCACAAGUUUUUCUAAAAACAUCUACAAUUUCAUAAUCCCACCCACUUCCAACCAUUAUCACAGAUUUAGUUGACUGUUAAACAGUAGUCGCCAGCAGUAGAGCUGGAACGCUUUCUGCGUAUUAGUAGUGUCUUUGGAAACUACCACCCAAGAUAUCACGAAUAUAAAUUUCAUGGUACACAGCAACCCCAAAGGUGACUGAUGUCCCCAAAUAAACUCCCUGCUUAUCAUGGAGAGUGGUAUCCCCCGGGUACUUAACGAAAUGCUUUUUCUUCUCCUAGAAUUACUUGUUCAUCUCAUAGUAUUUUUCUUGCAGGGUAUAUAGCACAUGCUGACCUGAUGAUUCAGUCACCACAGCUAAUAGGCAAAUAUAUAUGCCUGAUACUACUGCUGUUCUCUGAUAAUUAUGUACAAACAUACUGAAAAAUGAUGGGUUGCUUGGAGUCUACCUCCCUUCUUCUGAAGAGAACUACUUUGAGGUUUUUUUUUUUUU